Messenger RNA from Neoarthrinium moseri, 345 nucleotides. RefSeq lists its product as uncharacterized. The transcript has 2 exons. Lineage: Eukaryota; Fungi; Ascomycota; Sordariomycetes; Amphisphaeriales; Apiosporaceae. Bases 1 to 345 code for a protein of 114 amino acids. The record is from RefSeq and is a predicted model, not a curated record.
AUGUCGUCGUCCAACAACCCCACGCAGCAAGCACAGCAAACACAGCAAGAAACCACACCCUCCUUCAAGGAGCAGCUCGACCAUAAGGCUCGUGUUGCGCGAGAUCCCAACUACGGCAAGGAAGAGCCUCAACCAACCCUCCUAGAGAAAGUCACCGAGUAUGUACCACAAGUAGGCAAUAUUCUGGGCACAGGAGCCCAGAAGAAAGAGGACGAAGGUCGCAAGGUGCCUGAGUCCAUCCCAGGCCCGCCUCACCGGCCGGAUCAUGACCUUCAGGUCGAGGAGUUCCUCAAGGAGCAGCACCGGAGCAAGAAGGGCGAGAACGGACAAAUCGUCGACCACUGA